UUCACUUUACUGCUGCUCGGUUGGCAGCUGGGGGUUUUCUGAAGGAAUGUCGCCGCUUCAAGUCUGCGUGGAUGGAGCCGUGACAGAGACGCUCUGAGGGGGAGGAAAAAAGAUGUCGGCACUGCGGCUUCGUUUCUCUCUAAAUAACGAUUCUGUCUCAAACAUAAUGCUAGUCACCUCCACCACUGACUGGCACGUAUGAACAACCGUUCAGGAUCAGGAAAAAGACAACCACUCCAUUCAGCGGUCAACGGUUAAUAAUUUGGCAUCACAUUUGCUGUUGAGCAUGGAGCCGUAGAUUUUCCGGGGCCCACGUUGGUAAGAUUUACCCUCAGCCACUGUAAGACAAAUCAUCAGGGAGUUCCACUGUACAGCUGCUCGUGUGUGCACAAGCCCGUGAAGAUGUUUUCAGCACUGAAGAAGCUGGUGGGGUCGGAGCCGGGUCAGCUGCGGGAUAAGAACAUUCCCGCUGGCCUGCAGUCCAUGAACCAGAGUUUGCAGAGGCGUUUCGCCAAAGGAGUUCAGUAUAACAUGAAAAUAGUCAUCCGUGGAGAUAGAAACACUGGGAAAAGUACUUUAUGGCAUCGACUGCAGGGAAAGAAGUUUGUGGAGGACUACAUACCCACUCAGGAGAUCCAAGUCACAAGUAUCCACUGGAAUUACAAAAUGGCUCCAUAUCAAGCUACAGAUGAUGUGGUGAAGGUGGAGGUCUGGGACGUGGUCGACAAAGGCCAAAAAUACCCUCUUCCUGAAGGAAAAGGCAAAAGACGAGGAGAGAACUUGAAACUGGAGAACGAGCCCCAAGAGUCUGAUGAAGUGGCACUGGACGCAGAAUUCCUGGACGUUUACAAGAACUGUAACGGCGUGAUCAUGAUGUUUGACAUCACUAAGCAGUGGACAUUUAGCUAUAUCCUGAGGGAGCUGCCCAAAGUUCCCACUCAUGUGCCGGUGUGUGUGCUGGGGAACCACAGGGACAUGGGCGAACAUCGGGUCAUCCUCCCUGAUGACAUCAGAGACCUGAUCGCUGGACUCAACAGACCGAUGGGAUCUUCUUACAUCCACUACGCUGAAUCGUCCAUGAAGAACGGCUUUGGUCUCAAGUAUCUGCACAGAUUUUUCAACAUCCCCUUCCUGCAGCUACAGAGGGAGACCCUCCUGAGGCAGCUGGAGACCAACCAGUUGGACAUGGACGCCACCCUGGAGGAGCUCUGUGUCCAGCAGGAGACGGAGGAUCAGAACUACGACAUUUUCAUUGAGAACUUGGAGACUCGCAAGAGCUACGGUUCUCCUGGUCCAGCCAACGGCUCCUCCUCCGGCUCUCAGUCCCCCAUCGUCCCCCCCAGUGGUGCGUCCACCGGCAGCUCCAGUCCCAGCACUCCUCAGCCGCCGAUCCUCACGCAGAUGCUCCCACAGUCGCCGUCUGCGUCCGCCGCGUCGUCUCCUCCUCCUCCUCCUCCUCCACCUCCGCCUCCUGCAGCGACGGUGAGCGCAGCGGCUUCGCCCACCGCUGAGUUAAAGCUCCAGACGGUUCAGUCUCCAGAACACCAUCCGUCUUCAGGGGCGUCGGCUCUUCAGAAACGCGGCUUCAUGUCCCGCUGGUUUGGCUCGUCACCUGCUUCUGAUGCUCCCGGUCCUGCGUCAGAGGACUCUGCUGCAGCGCCCGCGUGUCCUGCUCAGGUUCACAGUGUGGAUGAUUUUGUCCCGGACGAGAGACUGGACAAGAGUUUCUUGGAGGACAGUCUGCCUCCGAGGACGAAGGCGUCUCAGCCUGCUCCGGCCGUGGACAGUGACAGUGACGAGGACAGAGGAAACCCAAUGGUGUCUCAUUUCCAGGACGAGCUGGACCCUGACGACACAGAGCCGAACCUCCCACAGCCCAAGACCCUGCGUCCCAAUAAAGACAUCACUCUAACCAGUGACGACGACGAUGAGGAGGAGGAGGAGAAGAAGAAGAAGAAAGCACCUGCGGCUCUCACCAUCACUCUGGACCAGGACCUGGACAGUGAACCUGAGCUCAAAACGCCCGUGAUUCACGGCACCAAACCAAAGGUUUCGUCGUCUAAAGCUCCAGAGCUCAGCAGAGGCCAGAACGCCGUCGCGCCCGUCUCCCUCACUUUACUUCCAGCCGCGGCUCCGCCGAGCCGACACCAGAGCAAGAAGAAGACGAGCGCGGCCAAAGUGGACGAGUCUGACACCGACGCAGAGACUCCUGUGGCGCAGCAGAUGCUCUCGUUCGUCAUGGACGACCCCGACUUUGAGUCUGAAGUAUUGGACACACCAAAAAUAGUAAAGGAUUCGUUUCCAAUCCGGGACGAGCUCCUGUCCGACCUCUCCGACGACGACGUGCGGUUGGUCAAAGUGUCGGAGCCUCUGAAGCCCACCGUGAUCUCCUUCAAGCAGAAGGACGACACUGACCUGUUCGGCCUUGGCUGCCAGGAGGAGGCUCCUGCAGCCAAGGAGAGCAGCGACGAGCAGGAAGAGAAAGAAAGCAAACACUCUAAAGACAAGAAGAAAAAGAAGAAGAAAAGCAAAGAGGAGGACGACAAAAGCAAGAAGAAACACAAACACAAGAAGAAGGAGAAAGACGACGCUGCUCCCGCUGCAGCUGCCGGAGACGACAAGGAGAAGAAGAAGAAGAAAUCCCGCACCAAGAAAACGGACGUGGACGAACUGGAGGACUUUUUAGGCGGCGGCGGCGCAGGGUUGAUUAAAAUAGAUGACGGGGAUUAUGAGGAACUAUAAAAAGGUUUUUUUGUUUUGUUAGGAAGUGGCGCCACCACGUGGCAGCGAGGGGGACACGGUCCUUCUGAGACUCCUGGUUUUCCUUGACCUGUAUGUGCAUAAAGCAGCAUCUCCAAGCCAUACGCAAUACGCAAGGCUACCGACGACACCCAGGUAAAAUACCGAGGACUCUGUAUGUUCCUUCUAACUGACUCUCUCUCCAUCUGCACUACUCCUCCUGCUGCUGCUCUCACUUCCAGUCCACUCCAGUAAGAAUCCCGCGAGUACUGUAACGAGCUCCAGCGUCAAAUACUGUAGAGAUGUGUUUCCACCGCAACACAAAAAAAACAACUCGUACCAGGAACUAGGAUUGUAGCUGGAACUACGUUAUGUGUUUCCACUGCAGCAACUAGUACCAGGAACCAGGGAGUGAACCUGGAAUCAUGUGCUUUCCCACUGCAGGAACUAGUACCUGGAACUAGGAACUGUAUCUGGAACCAUGUUUGUUUCCACUGCAGGAACUAGUACCUGGAACGAGGUGCAUUACUUCCAAAGGUUCUAGUACCAAGGACUAGGAACUGUCUCUUGAGGUUUAGGUCUUUUUCUAAAGUACAAGAAUCUUACAGUGUGAACAAACUCCAACCUUGUAUUUCAGUCAAUCAAAUGUUUAUAGAAUUUGCUUUGAUGAAAGAGAUCGUCUCAGUUUUACAUCAUCACAGCGUGAAUCUCCUUCAUGUUUACAGAAACCUUUGUUGUCCCUGAAGAAGGUUUCUGGUACUUUGCGGUGGAAACGCAGCUUGAGACGUUUGGUUCUUUGUACUUUGUACACGGUUAAUGUUUUAUUUGUUUUUCUGUGAUUUGACGCGACAAGUGGUUUCCCUCCAAAAUCAGCUGCUGUAAAUAGUGUGAUCAGUGAGUCUGAAUGUUUGUGUGGUUGGUGUAAUAAUCGAGAGCAUGCUCAAAGUGACGACUGAAUCAUUAAUAGUGUGUGUUUGUUUGUUUUGUUUCAUUUCUCGUGUGUUUGCUGUCUUUGUCCAGAUUAGCGUCUCUGAAUUGAAAUCAUCCCUCUUCUCGUCCACACUAAAGCCAGUUUUACAUCAUUUUCUUUCAAAUAGUAGUUCAACCAAGUUUUACUCAGUGCACCAGGAGAAUACCACCGCCUCAUUUUUACAAACCUCAACCCAAUCACAAAGCCCAGCUGAGGACCGGGCAGUGUGACCCCCAAAAAUGUCAAACUGGUCGAUAUUAAUUUAUCGCAAUGAAUCUCUGAUGAUUUAACAGUUGAUUUUUGCUCCCGAGGGAAAGUGAAUUGUGGGUUUUAGCUUUUUUAUCGAAACAUCUGACAUAAAACAUGUGCAAAGCAUAAGCAUCAUAUUUAUUAUGCAGAUAUUGAACUUUUUUAUUACAUUGCUAUUAAAGAAAAUUACGUUUUUAUUAUUGUUAUUGCAUUAUUUUGCCCAGUGAACAAUGUUUCCCAAGCUUUUCACUACGUGCACCCACUCGUUAAGGAUGAUGGUAAACUGUCGGGUCCUAAAUCACAAUACAAGAGCAAAUGUAGCGAUGUAUUCACAGCCAUAUCCGUAGAAAUGGAUAUAGAUGAUUGGUGAAUUAAUUGAAGCUUUAUUUUAUGCUUCACGUUAUUUGAAAGAAUAUACAUGUGAAAUUGUGCAAAUUUGUUUGGGGACCCAAAAAAUAUUCCUGUGACCCCUCUAUGGGUCAUGACCCAGUGUUUGGAAAAAGCUGUUGUGAUUAAUAUAGCAGCAAAUGCUGUGAUGGUAGUCUUUUAAAUAUUAUCACUUAAGGUGCAGUGCAGAACAACGCCAAUGGGUGGCAGCAGAGGUCAAACUCAAACACAUUUAUUGUCUUUGCUGUCAAAGGUAAACAAAGCUCCUUAUUGUGUGUCGCAUUUCUUAUCGUACCAUGGCCUCUGUGUCACGACAGCACUUUCGUGUUUUCGCUACGAAAAUCCUUUUCCUUUUCGUCAACAAAGCUCUUAUUUGCAGAACCAGGUUUUGGUCUUUAAAGAUCCUCGACAUUUAGAAGCUAAUUUUCACGUGGACUUUAAUUCAAAAAACUACAACGGAAAUGCCCCCUGGUGGCUAUCAAUAUCGGUGCGUUCCAUUUGUAGUCGGAACUCCUGUGUAAGGAACCUGGAUUUUCCAACGAGCCCGCGUUUACGUUUACUUUCCGACUUCUCACCUGGAAAGCGGGACAAUUUCGAUUCUGAUGUAAUAGGAACGCAGCAGGAAACCACACCCAUUUUUCUAUGACUCAAAGACAAUAAAAAGGGUCUUGAUGGUGAAGUGUUAUUCAUGCAUACUAUUGUGGACUCAUGUUUUCUUACACGCUGGCUUGGUGUGGACGUGGUCUUGGUGUGGAACUAACAUGGCCUCUCUUGCCACCUGACUCUGCUUUGCUUUCCACAAACUACACUGACUUCCUGUUUGUCAGCAUGAAGGACGUCCUCCUAUCCCUCGUCCAUUUCUCUCUCUCUCUUUGCCACAGAAUCCAGGCUCUACAUGAGUCCACUCCAUGUUUUUCCCCAUGCUGUUGCCUUCACAGAGGCACAACAAACUGGAACUGUGUUCCGCUCUCUCUCUCUCUCCAUGAAGCAUUAUUAAGUGUUCUUAAUGUUAAACGCUUUGUUUUGUUGGGUUUAGAAUCAUCGUCCUGGCCUUUUAUCAGUUAAACAGAAAGUCGCUCUUAAUUUUUGCCACUAAAUCUACACAUUCUUAAGACUAAGACAUCGUUAGACUGUUUGAUGCCUUUUCCUGGCUGGAAACUGGAGUUUGUAAACCACUCACAGAAAAUCAGCAAUUUUUACAUCACAGCACUCGGGAGUUGUUGAUCCACUGCUGCCUUCGUCAGUGAAUUCAAAGGUCUUAUUUUGUGAAUUUGGCAAAUCAUUGACGCAAAGUGACCACACGAGGCAGCAGUAGACCAGCAGCCCUUGUGUCUCCACAAGCUAAAAUCACUGAUUUUCUCUAUGGGGUGGAGAGUGAGUCCAGUUUCUGUAAAAUAAAGCUGCAAACAUAUUCUGCAGAUAUCAUGGACUUAUAGCCGGUGUAUAUUUUAUUAGGUUACGUGGCCAUGUGGGAAAAAAAAAACAUGACAUGAAUCCCUUUUUGGAAGCUUGUUGAAGGUUUGCAGUGAAAUAUUUCAUUAUUUUUGUCUUGUGUGUGUUUUGCCUCUCUGGACAAAAAAUAUCCUUAUGAAGGAGUAUUCUGGAGUUUUGGUAUUAUUUUUUCUUGUCAGUGCAACAGUUUAUUUUAUUCCUGGGUUAGGUUUUUGCUUAUUUUUGUUUUGUCCCAAAUAUGCAUCUCGCAGCCUUUCUUUGUUUUGUUUGUUUCCUCUGCUUUAAGUAAACUGUGGACACGCUGAUGUCACCUCUCUCUCUCACCUGUUGGGAUUCAGUAUCUUCCAUGAAAAAAAACAUUUCCUGACAUUUGAAGACGAAUAAACGUGUAUUUUUGGACACUUUUCAUACAUUUUUCCGUCUCACGUGGUCACACUGUUGGUUUACAAAGACAUUAUGUUUGAUUUUUUUGUUUUUCUCAAAGUUGAAACUAUGCAGCAUUGAUCCUGAAUACUGUACACUGUUGUUUUGUUUUUUGUUUGUUUAUUUGUUUUUUCCCCCGUCUUUUGUCAUGUGAUUGAGGAUAAAUGCUGAAAAGCAGUUUCAAGCAAAGCAUGAGACUUAAAUGUACAGUAAAAAAGAAAAAAGAGAAUGUAUAAAGUAUAUAAAUAUAUAAAUAUAUGUGAAGAGAUUUGUUCCAAAAUGACAAACUCUUUGUGAAAACCUGCGCCUCACAAGUUUCAAUAGGAAAUCGAGAGUAAUAAUGUAAUAACGCACUUGUUUUAUAGAGUCCCUAAUACAGAUUAUUAGGGACUAUUGUGACCUAAAUCCCAAUAUAAAUCAUGGCAACAUGCGUAAAUCUUCAUCUUAUGCACGUUAUUAAAAUAUGUAUAAAUAAAUCUUGCGGCUGCAACAAAUUCUAAAUCAUGAUAUUUACUUGUCAGAACAUAAAAAGUCCUGUUUUCUCGCAAUAGUAAAAUAAUGCGUUAACAAGUCUCGUUUUCUCACAAUAACGAAAUGUGUUAUCGUGAGAGGACAAGUCUUGUUUACUUGCGAUAAUGAGAUAAUGCGUUCUCGUGAGAUAACAAGUCAAGUUUUCUUGCAAUAACGAGAUGACGAGUUUCAUUUUCUCACGAUAGCAAAAUAAUGCGUUAUCAGGAUAUAACAAUCGUUUUCUCACGAUAACAAGAAUAUUCCUGCUCUUGUGUUCUUAAUAAACUGCGCACUUUAAAAUACUGCAUUUUCCAAACUCUCGUUUCCACUCGGACGUCUGAUAUUUUGGAACAAAAACCCUUCAUCUAUUUUCAUCCCAUGACAUGUUUCAUCUUUACACUGUGUGUGAGUUUGCUUACGUUUGGUUUGUCCAAUAAAUGCAAACUUAUUUCUUCA
Molecule: messenger RNA, 7186 nt
Organism: Solea senegalensis (Senegalese sole)
Lineage: Eukaryota; Metazoa; Chordata; Actinopteri; Pleuronectiformes; Soleidae
Gene: rabl6b
Product: RAB, member RAS oncogene family-like 6b
Exons: 18
Coding region: 403-2742 (779 amino acids)
Cellular component (GO): nucleus; cytosol
Molecular function (GO): GTP binding
Source: RefSeq, a predicted model, not a curated record